Messenger RNA from Aphanomyces astaci, 171 nucleotides. RefSeq lists its product as hypothetical. The record is from RefSeq and is a predicted model, not a curated record. The transcript has a single exon. The annotation marks the transcript as partial. NCBI's taxonomy places the organism in Eukaryota, Oomycota, Saprolegniomycetes, Saprolegniales, Verrucalvaceae. Gene Ontology annotation, biological process: proteolysis. Gene Ontology annotation, molecular function: cysteine-type peptidase activity.
UCGUCCUACAAGAUCCGCAACUCGUGGGGCGCCAGCUGGGGCGAAGCCGGCUACGUUCGUCUGCAACGCGGUGGGGGUGGCAAGGGCACAUGCAACGUCGUCGAGGGGGUGUCGUUCCCCAUCAUCAGCGCCCCCAAGCCAACCGUCUCAGUGGAGAUGCUCUUACAUUAG